This is a messenger RNA of Arabidopsis lyrata subsp. lyrata, 948 nucleotides long. RefSeq lists its product as uncharacterized. The transcript has 4 exons. Bases 113 to 703 code for a protein of 196 amino acids. Lineage: Eukaryota; Viridiplantae; Streptophyta; Magnoliopsida; Brassicales; Brassicaceae. The record is from RefSeq and is a predicted model, not a curated record.
AUUUGUCCGUAAGGAGAUUCGUGCUGCCUUAGAUCCAAAGGUCAAAAAGACAGAACCAACCAAAACUUCCCAUGCUUCACAGGGCCCAAAUAAAUCGGUGGUUAAGGCACCGAUGAGUGUGAUGAAGGCAUCUAAAAAGAUGUCUACAAAGAAAGUCUUCAAGUCUGGAACAAGAAAGUCUUCAAGGCUGAAGAAUAUAAUGACAUCAGUUGCUGAGAUUACUCAGCUUUCUGAUGGUAACUCUUCCUCUGAGGAAGAUGACCAGGAUGAAGCCAACAAUGAAGGUGGUUUUUCUGUAAAUGAUGGAGGAGAUUUUUCGAACAGAGACGAAGGUAUGGUUGACACUGGAGUAGCUAACAUUUCAGUUGGUGGACCUACACCUUCCCAUCAGGAUGAAGGAGCACGUGAUGGUGGUGAGUCUGUCCUUGUUGGUACACAGUCAGGGACCGAGGAAAAAGCUAGUGCUGACACAGAGAUGGAAGAAAUUCCAUCUCCUGUACCUUCAACCUCUGUACAGGAUAAAGGACCAAUUGAUGGUGGUGAGCCUGUCGUAGUUGGUACACAGCGAGGGACAGAUGAAAAACCAACUGCUGACACAGAGAUGGUAGAAAAUCCAUCAUGUUUACCUGCAACAUCUGGACAGGUAUAUGGUCUGCUAAUAGUCAAAUGUAGUUUUCCAUAUGUGUACUCACAUAAAGCUUAAGACGUGUAUGGUAUAUUUGUUUCAGGGAGAAGAACAUGGUGCCGGUCUUGAGAGUGAAGCAAAUGUUGGGGAGCAACCAGAAAUUUCUGAGGAUAAUGAUAGAGAUACAUCUUCUCAGGCUGAACACACCGAGGAACCCGGUGUAAGUGUACGUACAUUUGUCUUUCUUAUUUCCCGUGUACGUAUAAGUAAUGAUUGUUUCAGACAUCACAAAAUAGAGUAUAUAGCCGAUGAAGUUGAUAACU